Ylistrum balloti is the source of this 4563-nucleotide messenger RNA. RefSeq names its product centriole and centriolar satellite protein OFD1-like. Gene Ontology annotation, cellular component: ciliary basal body; centrosome. NCBI's taxonomy places the organism in Eukaryota, Metazoa, Mollusca, Bivalvia, Pectinida, Pectinidae. Gene Ontology annotation, molecular function: protein binding. Gene Ontology annotation, biological process: epithelial cilium movement involved in determination of left/right asymmetry. The record is from RefSeq and is a predicted model, not a curated record. The transcript is spliced from 29 exons. Bases 54 to 3125 code for a protein of 1023 amino acids.
UUCUUAAUGAAGACUUUUCGGUAGAUUGGGUUACUUAGGUUUAAAAUCUAGAAAUGGAUAAGGAAGCACCAGAGUACCUGUCGGCCGAGGAGCUUCGAAAUCGGCUGUACCACAGCCUCCGUGAUCGUGGUCUGGUCGAUAAUAUCAAGAGUCAGCUUCGCAAUAGUAUUGUCACAGAACUACAGCAAACAGCACGGGGACAUGGUCAGUUGACCCUUCGAGACCUGCGAGUCCCAGAAGAAGGAUCCUUACUUCACCGUGCCUCCAACAGUCUAAUUGCAGAUCACCUACGACGCUGUCAUUAUGAAUACUCGCUCAGUGUCUUCCUUCCUGAGAGUGGCAUCAGUAGGGAUAAGGUGUUUGGAACACAUGAUCUUCUACAGCUUCUUGGGAUUAGUUCUCAGUCACGACUUUAUAGAAAGAUGGCCUCACCUGAAGGGGAACAUCACAAGAAAGGAUUUCUAUGGCAGCUUCUUAGUGAAGUCGCAAGUCUCCACGCCAAUGCUGUACAAGACUUUGGAACCCAGACUGACCUCAUCAAGGUUGGACCAAUCACCUCAUUAGAUGAGAAGCUUAUUGGUGUUGAUGACCUCUACUCAUCUAAAAGAGAUGACCAUCACAAGAUUGGAGUAACCGCAGUAGAGGACAGAUUGCUGUCCUUUCAGCGUCAGUUAGAAGAACGCUACAGAUCUGAUUUACAACUUGAGCUUGCACGGAUGAAGGAGAAUGAGAUUGCUCGGAUACGUGUUGAAGAGAAGGAGAAUGGUCGUCGUGAGUUGGAUCAACUACGACGUGAGCUGGAGAGAACAUACCAGAAUAAAAUUGACUCGAUGACGACACGAGAACGUAACUCUAUAGAAAGGAUGCAGAGAGAACAAGAGAUGCAUGAGAAGGAGAUAUAUACUCAACGUCAGACCAUACUGGAGGAAAUAGAACAGCUACGAAGACGAGAGGCUGACGUCAAACGCCAGGCUGACAUCAACGACAGGGAGAAACAGCUAAUGGAAGAUCGACUACGAGACAAAGAUUCUAAUUUGAAACACAGAGAACAUCUAGUCAAUCGACAAGAGACAGAAUAUGAACAGAAACUAGCCAAUGAAAUGACAAAAUUCAAGGUGGAGGAACAGGCCAAGUUUAUGGCAAGAACACAGAACCUUGAGAUCAGGGAGGCUAAGCUGAGAGAGGAUGAGAGGCGUGUGGGAGAAGACAAGGAUCAUCUUCAGGGACUCAAGGAUACACUGAAGGACAGGGAGGUUCGCAUCAAUGAACUUGAGACAAAGAUUCAGGAGGAAAAACAUAAAGAAGUUGCAGCAUCAAGACAAAAUGAACUUCUACAUGGCAAGCUACGAGAUAUGGGUGACUACAAGGUGUUACAAGAGAGUAAUGCUGUGAUGAAGAAUGAGCUGGAGACUUUGAGAACGAGGCUUGCAGAGUUGAUGCAAAUGAACGAACGUGAAAGAGGAAGACAGGAGGAGAUGAUGAGAGAAUUGAGAAGACCCUCUCCAGAGACGCUCAUGUUACAACGUGACCUGGAGAAAGCCAAGGAGGCACUACGCCAAGAAACAACACUGUCCAGUGCCCAAACAUCACAGCUGGAGAAACGUCUCCAAGAGGAGAUGGACCGAAACCGUGAUCUGCUUCGGAGGUAUGAGGAACAGACGUCACUGAUGAAGGAAAUGAAUCGGGAAGUGGUUGACCUCAGGUCACAGCUGUCCAUCACUCACCAAGCCCUCACCAAUGAAGUAUACAGGAAGCCGGUACGUCCUGGCAGUGACAGUCGUGGUGGAUCUCUCUACACAUCCAGACAACUACCAGACAAUGAGGAGAAUGAUGAUAAUCUUCAGAAACCUGCAACAGAACUUGCCUCCAGACUUAAUGUUUCCAGUCCACGUCGAACGUCACGCCGACCCAGGUUUGAGGACAAUGAUGUGUACAACGAUAUCGAUGUAGACUUUGGUUUACUGCCCUCUAAUGGUGGAAAGAUGUAUACAGAUCUGUCAGAAGAUGACCAGGAUAACGGGUCCUUAGGAUCAGCUGAUAUUGUGGCUGAGGCUAAAUACAGACUCCGCAGUCUUGAGAAAGAGGCUUCGAACCUUGAGAAGGUGUACAGAGAUUUCCAGUAUCAGAUGAUCAACCCAGUGACUGAUAAUGAACCUAGUAGAACCCCUAGGGGGAGCCAGCAGUCAGCCCCGCAGGACAGGCCAAGCCAAAAGAAGGUAGAGAUUGUGGCAUCCCCUGGAGAAAGUCCAAUCCAUCGCCCUAUGUCAUCCACUCCAUACCAACAGACAGCUCGGGGCUCCUCUCAGCUGGCAGACAGUCUACAUGAGCUGACAGGUUCCCGCGAUAGAGAGCACCCUCCCCCAAGGUUUGACAUUUCCAACAUGUCUGAUGAGGGUGAACACCAUCAAGAUGAAAGGAUAGAGAAGCCGCGACCAAUCACAAUGUCUGACCUCGAGGCCAGGCCAGGGUCACCAAGUAUUAUGGUGGUGCCAGCAUCUGGAGCAUCAAGCGAGGACAACACACCCGCAGUCAGGGAUACUGACCAGGGAAAGGCAAGUCCACUACCACCGUUGGGUGGCCCCAAACUCGCCCCAAUCAGUCAGGAUCCCCCAGCCACACCUAGUAGACCCCCACCACGGGGAAAACUCGCUCCAAUUUCACUGGAUGAUGCCUGGAAGACUCCUUCCUUGGAGGAUGCAUGGAAAUCACAAACAGCCGUGAAAGAAGUAGAAAACUCAGCAGAUGAAGACAAGUGGGAGGAGGAGAGAAAGAAAAAGGAAGCCGAGAGAAAAAAGAAAGAAGAAGAAGCAUGGGAAAGAGAGCAAAGAGAACUAGAAAGACUGCAAGGAAAGGGAGGGUCAGCAGACUUUGAAGAUGAUCAAGAGCCAGAACCAGCCAAAAAACAAGAAAAAGAUGAUGAUGGAAUUGAUCCGACAAUGAAACAAUACAUGGCUAUGGUGGCUCAGCAAAAGGAAAGAGAGAAAGAGCUUGCCAAAAAAGCGACUGACACCUGGUCUAAGGGGAGACAACUUUCACAAGCAGACACUGUGUCCCAGUCAGAACAGGAAAUGUCUGGAGCUGACGUUCACAGUAAUGAUGGAUCGGAGGCUGAUUUCCAGUGGUAGCUGAUGUAGGUUGGUGAUGGUGUGAUCGGUAAUGAGAUACAGGAUCAUUACCUCUUACAGGGAUAUACUAUCACGCUGUAUCAAGUUCUACGGUGAUACAGCUAGAUACAGGAUCACUACCUCUUAUAGGGAUACACUAUCACACUGUAUCAAGUUCUACAGUGAUACAGGAUCAUUACCUCUUACAGGGAUAUACUAUCACGCUGUAUCAAGUUCUACAGUGAUACAGCUAGAUACAGGAUCACUACCUCUUAUAGGGAUACACUAUCACGCUGUAUCAAGUUCUACAGUGAUACAGCUAGAUACAGGAUCACUAAAACAGUAUUUAUAAGACGGAGAGGUGAUAGUGGAGAUUGUCUCACAGGGAUACAGUGGAAGACAAUAUAACGCAAAUAUAAAAGGAAACAUACUAUGAUUAUAGUGAGUGUAAUAGACAGUUAAAUUCAUUACAUAAAUUAAAUGAUGAUGGUAAGACUUUGUGUUGAUUUCUUCAACAGAGGCCUGCUGAUUAGUUCAAAGGAAAACCUUUACCACAAAAUUAUGAAAGUUAUUUUUACCUGUAGAUAUAAACUAAACAAGCUAUCUGUAGCUUUGGACCAUACAGUCAUUUGUAGGUGUGUCAGUGUGUGAAACUUCAGAAGGACUUUACAGUUACUUGAAGGGGGUGUCAGUGUGUGAAACCUGAGGAGAAGAAUGAGUGCAAGGGAGGAUAUGAAUGUUGUCUGGUGCAAACAAAAAAACAUAUAUAUGCGUGAUAAGUAACAUGAUGAGGAACAUUGUGAUAAUUAAAGUGUUUCUUUGAGGAUGGAAGAGAGUUUUGUUUGGAUCUGGAAUGUUUUUUUUUUUGCUUAUUUACCAUGAAUUAUGGUUUAGAUUUUUUAAACACCAUUAUCUAUGUUUCUUUCAAACAGACAACAGUACAUGUUAUUUUUCUUUUGCUUUUGGAUAGAGUUCUUUGGUUGUUGUCGAAGUUUUCUGUGUACCAUGACCAAGUCGCAUGAUUUUUAUACGCCCGUCAAAAGACGGACGUAUUAUGGUAUGGCACUGUCCGUCCAUCCGGCAUCUGUCCUAAACUUUAAUUGUCCGGAGAACUCCUCCUAUAUUUUUCAGCCGAUCUUUAUGAAACUUGGUAGGCUUAAUCACCAUGAUAUGCAGUUGUGUUUUCCUGAAUGGGGUUUUGAUUUGGUGAUUUCAACAAGAGUUAUGCCCCUUUGUUUAUUUCACUAUAGAAAUCUUGUCAGGAGAUCUCCUCCAACAUUUUUCAGCCGAUCUUUAUGAAACUUGGUAGGCUUAAUCACCAUGAUAUGAAAUUAUGUUUUCCUGAACGGGUUUUUGAUUAGACGAUUUGAGUAAGAGUUAUGCCCCUUUGCCGUUUCGGAUAUUCACGGGCGUAUUUUGUUCCGCUUUGCGGUACUCUUGUUCUGACUUAGAAUAUAGU